CGUCUGUCUCGAAUCCAACAUCCGCAUGGUUUGGGGGAAGAACAGAAAACCUAAUUCCGCCCGUUGAAGAAAAUUCCAAGGAGAUCAUUCGCAACCGCGAAUCGAAGAAAGUUUGAGGAGCUAAUUGGCAGAAAUUUUGGUAAGUCGCUGUUCGUUUGAUCUCGAUUCUGCUGUAAUUUAGCGUCAGCCAGGAACUGGCUCCAUACCUGCGCCCGAACCUUGUCGCCGUUUUCUUAUUGGUUUUCAUUCCGGAGGGUGUAAUUCCUUUCUCUUGCACAAUUUCAUCCUCAAUUCGCUGGUUCCUCCUUCCUGAUUUUGCAGGGCAAUGACAAAAACAAGUAGAAGACACGGUAAUUCUCUAUUUCGAUCUAGAUCACGGUUUUAGUUCUCUAUUUUACUGCUUGAUUAUGAUUUUUUAUCUUUCGAAUUUGCUUACAGCUACAGUUGCGCGGAAGAAGCAGGAGCUACGACAGAUUACUCGGAUACGUAGCUAUGCUGCAGUUGAGCGAAAUUAGAAGCUGCCGACCCAGACCACCGGGAUAAGUGGCCCCUCAUUCACUCAACCCAUGACCACAACCUCUGAGCCCUCCGCCACAGCACCUAACUCUGGCUCUUCACAACAGAGGGUGGCAUCAGAGAAGGCCUUUUUGGGUUCCAUUAUGAUUGCUGACCCAUAUCCACCAGAACGCGCAGUACAUGAUGUGACCAAGAACAAAUGGUUGGCAGGACUGUGUCCAAGCCCACUUCCUAAGGGGAUGACACUGACUGAAGCGUUACUUGAUCUGGCGAGGCGUGAAGCGGCGUUGGACCCUCUUCCUCCCGAUUAUGAUUCCGAUGCGGAAUGGGGUAGUUAUUAUGGUGAAUGCCACGACGGAAGUCAUUUGGUGAAUGAAGAGCCUGAUUGGGAGUGGUAUCGUUCGAUGGGUGUUCAUCUUCCACCCAAGAUAUGAAGAGAGGUAAAGUAGUGGGCCCAUUCUAUUCCAGAAAAGGCUGUAUGAUUUGCUCUCAUGGCCAUGCUAUGUGCUCCGCGGCAUGGAUUUGUAAGAACAAUAGGGUUAUGAGUGAUAGAUAGGAUAUUGAGAUUGCAUGCUACAGUUUGUAUUUCUUAUUGUUUGGUGGAUAGCAUUUCCAGCCCUUCUGUUGGUCACGUAAAUACAUGCGUUCAUCAGGAAUGUCCUAAACCAUGCAACCAUGUUUUCAUCAUACCUACAUGGAAAAAGAGGGUCGUAUCAUCAAUGUCUGUUUUGAAACUUACAUUUUUGCAAGUUAUCUUCCUGCAGUUGUAUUGUAUUAGUGUUAAUUAUUUUAUUCUCAAAGUACAUCUAUUCUUCCCAGACACGCGUGCUCCCUGUUGGUUAUGUAAUUUGUUUCAUGGCUCUCUUGCAUUUGCUCUUUGUGCUUUGUUUACCCUUUUUGGCCGAAUAACUUCUCAUUGAUACGUUCUUCAUCAAGAACAGCUUCUUAUUUAUAAGCUUAGAACUUCUAGCUAUUUCAUGUGUCUGCUGCACAUUCUGCUAAGGUUGGCUGUCCUCUGAACAUUCUCUUAAGGUUUCUCGUUUGGUUUUUGGCUGAGUUAAGCUGAAAUAGUUUUAUGCUUUUCUUUUUGCAGGUGCAGUCGCAGUCGCUGGGCAGUGCUGAGUUGUCGGUUAAGGCAUCAUUAAGGUCAAUAUGAGUUUGAAGCCCAUAGUGCAUGGUGUCGUUGUUGCACAGAAACAAUAAUAUUCUCGUACUUUAACUUAAAACUUUAGUAAUUUAUUAUCUCUGGAUUACUGGUUAAGUUAACAAUGUAUUAUGUAUGUAUGUGUGUAUUUGAGGGUCUGAAUGGUUGUAUUAGUAGUUUUAUUUAUCUCUCGACGUUUUUUGUUUGUUUGUUUGGUCCCUAAAAGAAUUUUAUUUCAUUUCUAGUCAAUGAAAGUCAUUAAUGUUUUAUGUUUGGUCACUCUUUUGUUAACCUCUGUUGACACCAUCGGUAUUUGUUGACAUGACUAAGGAAAAUGCGUAAUCGGCAAAUUUAACUCGCCAUAUCAUAAGACCUGACUUGCCACCAUCAGCCCCACUACAUAAACCAAACCCAAUUCAACCCCCUGACCCAAUCGUACUUACACCGGCAGCCUCUUAGAUGUCGUCCCUCUCCUCCUUCGUCCCCAUCUUCGAGACUCAUUUCUCCCAACACUGGCAUCGUUAACUCCAUUGUCACCUUCGGCAUCGCCCAUAACGGCAUCCACAUCUCAUCUGCUCUCGAAACCAGCAACCUAGCUUUGACUUUUGGAUCCUCCUUGCCACGAUAAGAAUUACCACCGUUUUGAGAGCGUUGUGGAACUCCGCGGAUCUACAAUUGGGAUUCUAGCUCCCCACUAGGGGUGGCCGUUCGGUUACUGGUUAACUGGUCGGUUAAACCGGUUAAUCGGUCGGUUAAACCGGUAACCGGCCGGUUAUCUACUAACCGGUAAUCGAAGUAACCGAACUUCGGUCGGUUAUCGGAAGCUGGACGAAAUGGUUUUUGUCUUAAAAGUGAUUUGGUUAACCGAUAACCGAGAUAACCGAGAAACCGAAGCCUAUUUCGAUCGGUGUUCGGUAGGGGUGGUGGUUAUUUCAGUUAACCGAUAACCAGCCGAUCGAUUACCGGUUAUAACCGAAAUAAUCGAAUGCCACCGUACUCCCCACUAUCCCUCCUCUCCAUCCCAAUAACUACCAUCUUCUUCUCUCACAAAGGGUAGACCACCACUCCCCGCUCUCUGUCCUCUUCAUCAUAUUAACCAGAUUUGUCUCUCUCUCUGCCGGACGGCGACAAUUAAAAAAUUAGCACACAACAAUCAAACCCACAACCCCAAAUUAAUCUAAGGGGAAGAAAGGUGUGCAUAUCAAUUCGAAUAGGGAUAGAAGAUAUCGCUCAUUUGCCGAGCGGAAGAAAGAGAGAGAAUCACGGUCACCGAGAGGGUGUUGAGUGGUGUUUUUAGCUGUCUAAUAUUAUACGAGGACUAUUGUGUAUUUUACCUUAUUUCACCUAAUACUCUGCUGAACUGUGGAAGAGUGUAAAGGUUAGAGAGUGAGGUCGCCGACCUAUGUCACUGCAGAAGCUAUCAUACUGCAAGCUAAUAAGAGAACCUGAGAACUCACGUUCUUAGUGAACUAGUCUCGUUUAUAUUGAACAGGAAAACCACGUAAAAUCAUCGUGUUGUUUUUUUUCCGCUUAUCAAAUUUUACAUGGUAUCAGAGCAGUAAUCGAUCUUGGAUUGUGAACUGUCAUCAUGACUACUGGUGAAGACAGCGUGAGCAGCUCGAAGGACGUCAUCACCGGGUCCGAUCCGAUUCCUCUCACUUCGCCUUUGUAUCUUCAUCCCUCGGAGAACCCAGGGCAGCUUUUUGGCAGUGAUCUCCUCACUCAUUCCAAUUAUGGGGAAUGAGUCGAUGACAUGACUGAAACCCUAAUCGCAAAAAAUAUGUUAGUUUUUGUUGAUGGUAGUUUACCCCGCACCAAGGCCGAUGCUGGAGUUCGUGAUGAUGCCUAGGCUCGCUAUGACGCUACUGUUAAGGGGUGACUCAAGAUAACGAUGAGCAAGGAAGUCUGGAACAACGUUCGUGGAGUUCGAAUCGCUCGAGAAAUUUGGGUUGAUCUCCAACAGCGUUUUGGGAAGGGUUCAACUACCACGUUAAAUUAGGUAUGUUUUUAUACACAUUCAAGGCAUUGGAUGAAAGAUUGGAUAUCUGUAAGGCUUCAAACAAAAUGGUCGAAGUUGCUACGAAGGCUUUUUUUCUGGCAGACUUCGAGCACAAGCAAACUGCCAGAAAAACAGCCUUCGUAGCAACUUCGAGCCUUUUGUUUGAAGCCUUAAAGAUAUUCAAUCUUUCAUCCAAUGCCUUGCCUUUGUAUAAUAAAAUACGUUAUUUAACGUGGUAGAGGUCCCUGGACUUGACUCGCAUCCAUGCUUCUCAAAUUGAGCUCCAAAGUAGUCUCUACAAACACGUUGCCAGACUUAGCCAUUUUCAGGCAGUUUCCCAGUUUUGGCAUAGCCUUUUGGUCAGGUUCAAAUAUGAUCUUCUGAACUUUCUAUUGAGCUCCCAAGUACUUUAAUGUGUAGAGGGACACUUCAGCUUCAAAACAAGCCUUUAAUAUCCAAUUUUUAUCUAGCCAAUUGUAAGAUAUGAAUCUCCAAAGUAGGCAUCAUGAAAUUGUUUUUACACUGAAACAACAGAUUAGGUCGACCUAAUCCUAUAUGAGGUCGACCGAAAAGUGCAUGUCAGCGUAGCAAAGUCCAAACCAUUUUAUCAUGUAAAAAUAUAGUGUGGGUCAUUCCAGUGACUCACAAUCCACCCACUUAAGUGCGAGUAGGAGAUUUAUCAACUCGCAAUCCAACUACAUCAAUCACCCACUACUUGCGGUUCAAGUUAUUUGCGGGUGGAUCGACAAUAACCCGCAGAUUAACCACCCAUGUGCCCACCCCAAUGUUAAUUUAAAAAAUACAGUAAAUUCAUUGUAGUCUA
Messenger RNA from Linum trigynum, 4482 nucleotides. The record is from the annotation of a GenBank genome assembly. Lineage: Eukaryota; Viridiplantae; Streptophyta; Magnoliopsida; Malpighiales; Linaceae.